CGACAAACAUCAGGGAGUUGGUGUGCUCGUCACUCGUCAGUUGUAAAGCCCGCAAAAGUUCAGUGCUUUUCCUCCAUCAUUGCUGAAAAAUCUGUGGAAAUUCUUGUGUGUAUUGCCGGCAGCCGGAAAACUCUGAAUCGUUUUCUCUUGAGUUCAUUCGCUGGUUGCGCUCUAUAAAGUGUUUUUGUGGAAGGGCAUUGUUUAAAGCUGACAAUAAUCGCAACUUGGUUUACUGGCUUCGUUCAGUCGGAUUCGGAAGACGGCUUCCACGAGAAUCUUUUGUUCUGCACUUUUUUGAAAGUUCAACGGUCAUCGGACAAGUAUUUUUUGUUUUCCCCCGAUGACCCAGGCUUCGAAAUUGGUUUUCCGGAAAACCAUUAACAUUUACCAUUCUUGUUACUUUAGCCGUUGAUUUAUUUUUCUAACCGUUUAUUCCGGGCUGUCAAUUUUAAAUUUAUUGCAAGAAGCGACUUGUAAGAAAAAGAAGAAAACAGUGUUUAGUGUCGCGAAAAAUUUAAGGACGGUAGGAAGGAGUAGCAGCAAAUAACAAGAUCCCUUCCAACUGGAGUUCGUUUUGGCUAUCAAUUAACGCCUUUGCGGUAGUUUAUCUCGAUUGUUGUUUCCGAAUAUCUACCGGAACUGGCACUGAGUGUGUUAAAAACAAACAGCCUAGGAUGAGUUCGAUCAAGCCCGACGAUAAAGCAUCCGAUAUUCCGGAGAAGCUGUACGAUGCCACCGCUAGAAGGACCUACAAAAGGUUACGAUUUUUCGGCAAGGGAGGAUUCGCAAAAUGCUACGAAAUCAUGGACGUUGUCACAGGAGAAGUGUAUGCGGGCAAGAUUGUUUCGAAGAAGCUAAUGAUGAAGCAUAACCAGAAGGAAAAGAUGACUCAGGAAAUCACGAUUCAUAAAUCGUUGAACCAUCGGAACAUUGUGGGCUUCCAUAGCUUUUUCGACGAUCCGCUCAACAUAUACAUAGUUCUGGAAUUAUGCAAAAAGCGGUCAAUGAUGGAACUUCAUAAACGGCGGAAAAUUAUCACCGAUUACGAGUGCCGCUACUACAUUCACCAAGUGCUUACCGGCGUGAAAUAUUUGCACGAUAAACAUAUCAUCCAUCGUGAUUUAAAACUGGGAAAUCUGUUCUUGAACGAUGAACUUCACGUGAAAAUUGGUGAUUUUGGUCUGGCCACCAAGAUAGAGUUCGAAGGGGAACGAAAGAAGACCCUUUGCGGCACGCCGAACUACAUUGCUCCAGAGAUUCUCAACAAGAAAGGCCACAGCUACGAGGUGGACGUUUGGUCUAUAGGAUGCGUGAUGUACACUUUACUCGUGGGGCAGCCGCCAUUCGAAACGAAAAGUCUGAAAGAUACUUACACAAAGAUUAGGAAAUGUGAUUACCGACUCCCUUCCACGAUUCGUACCAAUGCGGCCGAAAUGAUUUGCUCAAUGCUCCAAUCGGAUCCCCACAAACGUCCCAACGUGACGUCACUGUUUGAUUAUGAAUUUAUGUGCUGCGCUCACAUUCCCAAUUCGCUCCCGAUCUCUUGUCUCACGAUGGCUCCUCGUGCUGACCAGUUGGAGAACGCCGAUCGCAUGGGUAGGAAACCACUUUCAGAAGUUAACGAUGACACCCGCUUAGAAUCGUCCUUCCUCAAAAACAACCUUCACGAUGCCAUCACGGCUUCGGGCACCAUGUCUCGACACAACGAAGGCUAUCGGACUGACAUCGAUAAUCUAUACAAGCAAUUAAGCAACCUGAUCGCAUCCAAGCCUCCGAAACUGGUAGCAAAUCUAGACGAUGAAAACACCGAUCCGGCAGUGCAGCCACUCUUCUGGGUCUCAAAAUGGGUUGACUACAGCGACAAGUACGGCUUCGGCUAUCAGCUCUGUGAUGAGGGCAUGGGAGUCAUGUUCAAUGACACAACAAAGUUGAUCAUGCUCGCCAACGGACUCAAUGUACACUUUAUCGACAAGGAAGGCGUCGAGACGUACAUGGAUAUUCACAGCUAUCCAUCUCAGAUGGAGAAAAAGAUGAAGUUAUUGUCGUACUUCAAGCGGUACAUGACAGAACAUCUGGUGAAGGCCGGUGCGGGAGCAGUUAACAUAGAGAGUGAUCAAAUUUCCCGUAUUCCCCAUCUGCACACGUGGUUCCGCACAAUGUGCGCGGUCGUGAUGCAUUUGACCAAUGGAACCGUGCAGCUCAACUUCUCCGAUCAUCAAAAGAUCAUCCUGUGCCCACUGAUGCGAGCCGUGACGCUGAUGGACAACAACAAGAAUUUCCGGACGUACCGCUUUUCCACGAUCCAGGAGCAGGGCUGUUCGAGCGAUCUGUACCAGAAAAUCCGAUACGCCCACGAGAAGCUCAAGAAACUGCUGGAGAAGCUGGCGUGAGACAACUGAAUCACAUUCCCACUGAUAGUAGUACACUAGCGGAACUUACUUGCCGUCUGUAUUUUCUUGUUGACAAAGCAAUUCAUAGAAACAUGUGUGGAUUGGUUGACUUCGCGAGCUACAAGUUUGUUUCCCUUUUUUAAAUGGACGACAUUAUUUUUAGUAUCUUGUUUCUUUGUAUAAGGUAAGGUUAUUUACGUUUCCUUAGAAAUAUACGAAUCGAUUCAAAGUAAGCAGCACGUAAACAAGCACUACUUAAAACAUGCAAUUUUGUUUUAUUGAGGGCGAUCAAAGUUUCCAGUAUUCGAAAGUGAAGAUCAUUUAUAUUAAAUCUGGAGAAGUCUGUGCCUUAAAUUUAUAACGGCAUCGGUUAGAGAAGAUACUAACCCGCGAUUAGCUAAACGAUCGAAUACUUAGAAACCUAGCAAAGAAGCAGCGUACAUUGCUAUGUAGUAGGUACAAACAAUUUCGAUGUGAAGGGAAGCGAAAGUCUCCAUAUGAAGUGAACUCUGAGUACAGAGCAAAUUGCUACGGUUAGAAUCUUCAGGCCGAUAAUUUUAAUGUUGUAGAUAUAAUAGAAUAAACAAGCGUUUUAAGGAUA
Armigeres subalbatus is the source of this 2991-nucleotide messenger RNA. It is a transcript of the gene polo, whose product is annotated as serine/threonine-protein kinase polo. The transcript is spliced from 6 exons. Gene Ontology annotation, molecular function: protein binding; ATP binding; protein serine/threonine kinase activity. The record is from RefSeq and is a predicted model, not a curated record. Bases 675 to 2390 code for a protein of 571 amino acids. Gene Ontology annotation, biological process: protein phosphorylation; mitotic spindle organization. Lineage: Eukaryota; Metazoa; Arthropoda; Insecta; Diptera; Culicidae. Gene Ontology annotation, cellular component: cytoplasm; centrosome; kinetochore.